AUGGUUGGUUCAGCCAUUGGUUCCUCCGGUCCAAUCCUCCCAUCUCCUUGGAUGUUUGGAUCAGCCCGGUUACCAGUCUCUGAGGACUCAGCUUCACCUUCCAUGAUCAUCCUGCAGCUGCCCACUUCCUGCUGCCUAGCUGGCUUCCAGCUCAUUCUCCAGCUGCCCGGUCUCAUUCAGCUGCCUUUUGCUCUCUCCACCCAGCUGAACCUCAGUCUGAUUAACUUGAGUUUCAGUCAGAAUGGCCUCACUGGUCCGACCCAUGGGUGGAACCGACAGCACACUUGGAUUGGUUCAUCCGAGGCAUCUCCAGCUGCGGACGCCCCUGUCCCAUCCUUAGUCUUCCGAGACCUCUUCUUAGUUCCCUUAGGACAUCAAAGACAAACACAAGACCAAAAGGCUCAUCAAAUCGUGGUGGUCACCUCCUUCCCCAUCAAAGCAGUCCUUCAUAAGCCGGAAGUGUCUGGACGACUAGCAAAAUGGGCUAUAGAGCUGGGGGAAUACGAUGUGAUCUUCCGGCCUGCAACAGCCAUCAAAUCGCAAGUCCUAGCAGAUUUCGUAGCCGAAUUCUCUCCUGCCAUGCUUCCAGCCCUGGAACAAGAGGUAAAGCUUCGUGAUAGCGAAGGGGAGAAAGGCGAAUGGACACUGUACGUUGAUGGGUCUAGUAACGUAAGGGGCGCAGGCGUGGGACUAGUCCUAACUUCCCCCACGGGGGAAUCAGCCUCAAGGGCCGUACGUUGCAACUUCAAAGCAACGAACAACGAAGCUGAGUAUGAAGCUCUAAUAGCAGGGCUGACACUCGCCAAACAGAUGGGGGUAGAAGACAUCCAGGUCUUCAGCGACUCACAACUGAUCAUAAGCCAAGUCCAAGGAGACUACCAGGCGAAAGAUCCGAGUAUGAUCAGGUACCUAUCCGUGGCUAAGCGACUACUCGACAGGUUCCGACACUGUAAGCUCACCCAGAUCCCUAGGGAGCACAACUCCCAGGCCGACGCUCUAGCUAAUCUAGGGUCCGCCCUAGAAACUACGAGUCAUAUGAGCAUCCCACUACUGGUACUCCAAUGGCCCGCGACCGAAAAGGAGACGGAGCCUGAAGAAGUAUCCGUGGUAGACGAAGGAGAGACCUGGAUGACUCCCAUCAUUAACUAUCUAAGGUACGACACCUUGCCUGAAGAUCGAGACGAAAGUCGGAAGAUAAGGCGCCAAGCUGCAAGGUACUGCUUUUCCGAGGGGAAACUAUACCGAAGAUCCUUCUCAGGACCCUAUCUACGAUGUCUUACCCCUAGAGAAGCCGCCAGGAUACUAGAAGAGCUCCACGAGGGAGAGUGUGGUUCCCAUUCCAGUGGUCGGAGCUUGGUACUCAGAGCCAGAAGGGCUGGAUACUAUUGGCCAACCAUGGCGAGGGACUCCCUCAAACAAGCCAAACUCUGUAGCCAAUGCCAGAAGCACGCGCCAGUCUCCAACCUUCCACCAGAGAACCUCAAAUCGCUAAGUUCUCCUUGGCCCUUCCGAAAGUGGGGCAUGGACAUCGUGGGGAAAUUCCCUAUGGCACCGGGGCAAAAGAUCUUUCUCCUAGUCGUGACCGAUUAUUUCACAAAGUGGGUGGAAGCUGAAGCACUAGCCAAGAUAACGGAUCUCCAAAUCAGGAAAUUCCUAUGGACUAACGUGAUCACACGCUUCGGAACUCCCCAUGAGAUCGUCACAGACAACGGACCCCAGUUCACAAGCUACAACUUCCGAAAGUUCUGCAAGGACUGGAACAUCAAGCUUUCCUAUUCAGCACCACGACACCCCCAAUCUAACGGUCAAGCCGAAUCCACUAACAAGACAGUGGUGAACAUGCUCAAGAAGCGCCUAGAAGACGCCCAUGGGCGAUGGGCAGAAGAGCUACACGGAGUACUCUGGGCCUAUCGGACAACCCCGAAGACGGCUACCCAGGAGACUCCCUUCUCCCUUGUCUAUGGUGCUGAAGCGGUGAUACCCACAGAGGUGCACGUAAGGACCACGGUCUCUGAAUUCCUCUCCCAGGAGGAGAAUAACGAGCUAAUGUCCCUGAGUCUAGACCUACUCGACGAAAAGAGGGAGGCGGCCCGCCUUAGAAAUGCGUCCUACCAGUUGAAAGUAGCCAAGAGCUACAACAAGAAGGUCAGAUCCAGAACCUUCCAGAAAGGGGAUUGGGUCCUAAGGCGAGUCUGUGACCACACAAGGGACAAAUCAGCCGGAAAACUCGCUCCUGGAUGGGAGGGUCCCUAUAAGGGAGCAAAUGUGCGAAAAUACCGGUUAGCACCAAAAUUUAAUACUUAUCCAGACGUGGAAAGUAGUGUGUCUGGUGUGAAGUCGCUCCGCGGGGCAGGCCCACGCCAGACCACAGUAAGUCUGAGCGUGACCUUUUCUGCAGAAAGGUAG
Lycium ferocissimum is the source of this 2406-nucleotide messenger RNA. RefSeq lists its product as uncharacterized. The transcript has 3 exons. Gene Ontology annotation, molecular function: nucleic acid binding; RNA-DNA hybrid ribonuclease activity. The record is from RefSeq and is a predicted model, not a curated record. The coding region runs from base 1 to 2406 and encodes 801 amino acids. Gene Ontology annotation, biological process: DNA integration. NCBI's taxonomy places the organism in Eukaryota, Viridiplantae, Streptophyta, Magnoliopsida, Solanales, Solanaceae.